AUGCCAAGUGAGCUGUGCCAGCCGCAACGGUUGACAACCACGUGCGAGGUGAUGGACCUCAUUCCGUCCAGGUGCGUCACCCUCGAGGUGCACUUCGACGUCCGAGGAGUCCUCGGCCGCUUGGCAAGACGGCAAAACUCGGUGGACUCGUUCGUUCGUUCGUUCGCUUAUAGCUCAUCGACCGAACGAGCGUACGACAUCGAGUGA
Messenger RNA from Soboliphyme baturini, 207 nucleotides. The record is from the annotation of a GenBank genome assembly. Lineage: Eukaryota; Metazoa; Nematoda; Enoplea; Dioctophymatida; Soboliphymatidae.